GGGUUGUGGCAAGGUCGCUCAGAAAACGCGGGAGGAGUCUGGUGGUGAUUGAUGCUGGGGACAGGACGAAUGAAUAAAAGUGCUUGUCUGGGGACAGCAGAGACCCCGAGCUAGCUGCUGAGCAUCCGCACUGUGGCAUUCUCUCAGCCUUCCGUCAGAGCCAGAGCUGCGUUCUGUUGAAGGAGGAGGGCCAGGGAGCAGCUGGACUCCUGCUGCGAGCGGCAAGCCCCCCAGGGCAGUUCAACCACCCGCGGAGGGGGCUCCCGGCUCGGCUCCUGCUGCCUCCAGGCUGACAAGAGCGGAGCCGCUGCUGGACUCUUCCCCGGAGCAAGCUGCAACAUGCAGCCGCCAGCAAGCCGGUGCGGACGUGCCUUGGUGGCUCUGCUGCUGGCCUGUGGCGUGUUGGGGGCUUGGGGAGAGGAAAAAGCAUUCCAACCUGCCCAAGCCACAGCGUCUCUUCUCGGGACUGAAGAGGUUCUGCCGCCACCCACUAAGACCUCCUGGACAAGAGGUUCCAACUCCAGUCUGAUGCGUUCCUCAGCACCUGCCGAGGUGACCAAGGGAGGGAGGAUGGCUGGAGCCCCGCCAAGAUCCUUCCCCCCUCCGUGCCAACGAAGUAUUGAGAUCAGCAAGACUUUUAAGUACAUCAACACGGUUGUGUCCUGCCUCGUCUUCGUGCUAGGCAUCAUUGGGAACUCCACGCUGCUGAGAAUCAUCUACAAGAACAAGUGCAUGCGAAACGGUCCCAAUAUCUUGAUCGCCAGUCUGGCUCUGGGAGACCUUCUACACAUCGUCAUUGACAUCCCCAUCAGUGUCUACAAGCUGCUGGCACAGGACUGGCCAUUUGGAGCCGAGAUGUGUAAGCUGGUGCCCUUCAUACAGAAGGCUUCUGUGGGGAUCACCGUGCUGAGUCUAUGCGCUCUAAGUAUUGACAGAUAUCGAGCUGUUGCUUCCUGGAGUCGAAUUAAAGGAAUUGGGGUUCCAAAAUGGACAGCAGUAGAAAUUGUUUUAAUUUGGGUGGUCUCUGUGGUUCUGGCAGUCCCUGAAGCUAUAGGUUUUGAUAUGAUUACGACAGACUACAAAGGAAAGUCUCUAAGGAUCUGCCUGCUUCAUCCCUCUCAGAAAACUGCCUUCAUGGAGUUUUACAAGACAGCCAAGGAUUGGUGGCUGUUCAGUUUCUACUUCUGCUUGCCACUGGCUGUUACUGCAAUCUUUUACACCCUGAUGACCUGUGAAAUGCUGAGAAAGAAGAGUGGCAUGCAGAUUGCCUUAAAUGAUCACUUAAAGCAGAGACGAGAAGUGGCCAAAACAGUGUUCUGCCUGGUUCUCGUUUUCGCUCUCUGUUGGCUCCCUCUUCACCUGAGCAGGAUUCUGAAGCUCACUCUUUACGACGAGGGUGAUCCUUACAGAUGUGAGCUUUUGAGCUUUUUGUUGGUUUUGGACUACAUUGGCAUCAACAUGGCAUCUUUGAAUUCAUGCAUUAAUCCAAUCGCUCUGUAUUUGGUGAGCAAAAGAUUCAAAAACUGCUUUAAGUCAUGCUUGUGCUGCUGGUGCCAAACAUUCGAGGAGAAACAGUCCUUGGAGGAAAAGCAGUCCUGCUUGAAGUUCAAAGCUAAUGAUCACGGAUAUGACAACUUCCACUCCAGCAAUAAAUACAGCUCAUCUUGAAGGAAAGACAUUCGCUUAAUCUCAUUGUCCUUAUUUUGGACAGAUACAAUUAAAACAAAAGGAAACCUUUGCCAAGUCAAAAUGCAGAGCUCUGUCUGCAGAAGGGCAUGUACUCGUGUAAAAGAGGUUAUUUUUAACUGUUGUAACUUUUAACACCUGAUAUUUCAUGAGCUGUUUACAACCUAAGAAAGCAAUGAAAAUGAAUGAGGCCACCCUGGGAAAGCACUUAGAUCUCUAAUCAGCACUUCAACACAGCUCUUAAAACCUUGCAGUGUGCUCAUAAGCCGCUUACAUUUAGAAAGGAGUUCACUCAGAACUUCUGUUCCGGGGCUUACCCUCCAAUCCUAUGAAUCUGAGUAAAGGAAAGUGUGACAUUGAAAAAAAAAAUGCAUAGUGUUGCAUCCACUAAUCUGAUUGUGACUGCAUGCAAAAUGUGAAAGCAAUGUGAAUGGUAUACUUUUUUGGUCAUUGAAAACAUUUAAAUGAUCAGAAGGGGAGUAAGAGAAAUAAAGAUGGAACUCGGAUGUUUGAAAAUCUUUACAUUCAAAUAAGGCCAAAUGUCACGGGGAGAAAAAAAAAAAUGGGAAGGUGAGCUGCUAUGACUGAGACCCCUGAACUUCCCACUCACACUCUCUGCAGAACCCCACAAAACGACACAGAACACUAUGUGGUUGUUCUAUGGCUUUUGUUUUUUCGAGGUUCUUUCAAAUAUCCUUUGGCGAUUGAAGCUUAAAUUCCAUUUGAUUGGCUUCACCGUCUGUAAAUACUUAGCUAUUAGCUGUAAGCACUACACGUAGAUGACUUAACGACGGGCAGGUCCCAGCGAUCAUAGCUUUAUGACCAAGAGAUGCCAGGAACCCGGCAGCAGACAGAAUGUGAAUUGCCUGGUGCAGUGUCCACAUGGCGAAGAAGCAGGGAGCGUCCUUUCAACCGUGCUGCUGUGGAAACAGUGCGCAGCACAGCGUGAUAGCUAAAAUACCAUCUUUUCAAGUCAUAGAAAGCAGUCACUGUAACCAGCUGUCUUGGAGACAUAUUGCUAAUUUGUACAUUAGUUUUGAAAAUAGCCAGUAGAAAGGUGUUCUGGACAUGGUGCUUUUUCUAGAACUUAGAAGCCAAACUGCUUCUGGUCUGCAAAACCCUUCUCACUCUGCGCAUUCUUGUCUAGUUUUUUUUUUUUUUUUUUAAUCUCCUUCCACCGCGUGCCUUAGGUUCACUCCGGAUGAGCAGUGUGUGAAAAAAAAUAAUAAUGCCCGAGAGAAAACCGAGGAGAGAGGAAAUGAGGUGGGGUGGGAGGAAGCCCAGGGGGAAAGAUUCCCAUUCUUAGCCCGGUGUUCGUCACUGCCGCGUCAUAUCAGUGCGAAAGGUCCUGGGUCGGCUCCAGCAAAACACAGCGCAGUGUUCUGACUCCCCGAGAGCUUUAACCUUGUCUUAAAAUAUAACAGAAUUUCCUCUUUUUUUUUCUUUAUUUCUUUUUUUUCCUUUUAGUAACCCAGGCCACAUGAUGAAAAUGGGCCAAGAAUACAAUUUUCUGCCAAACCCCACUGUGACAAUACAAUAAACCCAAAUACGACAAUGAGGUCAAAGAGAAAGAAUAACCAAUUGGCAUGCCACAUGGGCUCUGUUAGGAGUCACCACGGUUCUCGUCCACAAGUUCCUCCUCAUCAUUUUUUACAAACACUUACCAGAUUUUCAAUUUUAAAUUAGUUCAUGCCUCCCCGGUUCUUUCACAGUGUGAAUGUAUUUGUAAUUGUUAAGUUUUAGGUUGUUUUUAUUGCUGUGUAGCAAGUUAUUGCAGCCUUCCUCAGGGGCAAUAGUCAUGUUGCCAAAUGAUGAAAUGGCAUAAGAAUACUAUCUGUGUAGUAUUUGCAGUAAAAUUGCAUUUGGUGGCUUUUUGAUUCAAAAUUUUACAGAUAAAGAGUGGUGAAAAACAAACACAAUCUCUCUGCAUAAUUAAAGCCAAAAUAAGAAAAGGUACCACCUAAUGUAAAGCUUAUUUUCUGACAUUCAAGCUGUCUAAUAUAACAAGGCAUAACAAUAGUGUUAACAAGGAUGUUAGAGGCCAAAAGAUUGCAAGCGAUUUCACCCCAUUUUCUCCUGUUAUUCACUGCUAACGUUCAAACACUUUUCAGUAUGGACAAUGUACAACAGCCAAAGGAACACUGUUUUCAUCAAAAUGUGGGUGUAUUCUGUCUAACAUACAAUUGUAAUAAAGCCAGGUUAAAAAAAAAAUUGUGUUUUGUUUUGCUCUGGCCACUUAAAAGUGGCAGCUUGUGUAGUUGAUUAACUCCUCGUGUAAACAAACUAAUAAACAGUCAAACGGCUUAAAAGAGCAGCUUGUCUUUUGCUAUUCAAGCAUUCAUUCAUAAAUACUACCUAAAUGGUUAAAGGAAAUGCAG
Molecule: messenger RNA, 4064 nt
Organism: Psammomys obesus (fat sand rat)
Lineage: Eukaryota; Metazoa; Chordata; Mammalia; Rodentia; Muridae
Gene: Ednrb
Product: endothelin receptor type B
Exons: 8
Coding region: 340-1668 (442 amino acids)
Biological process (GO): enteric nervous system development; vasoconstriction; G protein-coupled receptor signaling pathway
Cellular component (GO): membrane
Molecular function (GO): endothelin receptor activity
Source: RefSeq, a predicted model, not a curated record